AUGGACGACCGAAACGAUGUCUUUCAGCGACUCAAGCCAGUAUGCGUCGCCUUGAGCCAGGCUGCUCUCGCCCUGAACACCACCAGCGUCGACCACAGGGAGAUCACCAGACGAGUCGGAGAUUUAGAGGGACAUCUCUCUGAAGUUGCCACGAAGUUCGGCUCAUUGGACGAAAAGCUCGCCGACUAUGUGUUCUUCCCUCUAUCGCAAGUGCUCAAGAACAGCCAGAACGUUUCAAUUCGGUCAUUGGAACUCACUUUCCAGUGUCUAGCGAUAUUGAUCGCACAAGGAUGGCGCGCUCGUGUACAGGCCCCGUUAGCGGCGCAAAUAUUGAUACUGUGUACGCUAAUGGCAGAGAAGAAGCCGGCUACGCCGUCCCUUGCGGAGACCACGCCAGAGCUCCAGAGUCGCGUGUUUCGGACUUUGGGUGCGCUAUUUGGAGUCCUUGACCACUCUUCUGCCGCUCGAAAAGAAAUGAUAAGGGAGGGGAACAUUCCUCAGCUCGGGCAAACGAUAAGCACAAUACUAGAGGGUAUCACAGACGGGCCAUCGACAGAAUGCCAGAUCGCAGCAACAGAAGCUCUCCGCUCGCUCGUUGAUAACGUGGCCACUCUUGACAUCAACGCCGGCUUCUUGCCCGGCGUUGUGUCAAAGCUUACAAAGGUACUCACGCCCCAGACAAAGCAACGGCGGCAUCACAAGGUUCUCGUCGAAGUGUUGAACAUUCUGCGGAGCCUCUUCGCUAAGACACUGUCUCUUGGGCUGCCAGCGCCAGGUUCGAAGACUACCUCGCAAAAGAGCACGACUGAGUCCUUCUCGAAUAUCAUCGACACGAAGUGGCUUGAGACAGCUGCGACACAGCUCAAGCCAGCAGUGACAAGUAUCGUCCGCCUUCGGUCGCACGAUCGCGAGGAUGUUGGACAAGACUCGAUCGUAUUUCGCCUCGAGAUGGCCAUCGUUGCAGUUCCAGAGCUUUCAUGUCAACUGCAAGACAUGCUGCGGAACUGGCUGCUCUCUCUUCCCACGCUGAUGCAGGCUUCAGAUGAACAGGCUAAAACGCAACGCUUGAAGCAAGUUGGCAUCGCGCACGCGAUACUUGUGACAAGUGGUGCGGACACUUCUCUGAUCGACGGCAUGCUGUCUGAUGCUCUGCGAGAUAGUGUCGUGGUCACUCUGCAAUCUUCCAAAGGCCCAUCAAGAGGCGUGUCAGAUCCACAGCCGAUACAAGCUCUGGGUAUUGCUUUGUCCCACGAAAAAAUCACGAGCACCACAUUCAGUCUGCCGCUUGUAGCCCAUCGUGGACAGGCGGACGUCAUGGCUGGCGUAAUGCAUCUAGUCGAUUCAAUGGGCACUUCUUCUUCCUCGGCCACAUUCGCGACCGAUCUCACCAGGACAUUCCGCCAAGCACAAGGCGACACGCAACUUGCAACGUUCUGGCUGCUCCUGGAACAUACACAGGCUCGAUUGAAUGCAGGAAAGGACGUGGCAGGGCUGAUGAAUUUCGAGGAGACCUCAUCACUCGCCCUGGAGGAGUGCAUGGAAGAUCUCUAUUCCUUUGCGCUUGACGUGUUGGCCGCAUCGCCGCAAGAUUUGUUGUCAGAUGUGCGGUUCCAGUCACUCGCAUUACGCGCGUUGGCACUGCGAGCUGAAGCUAGUGGUCAAGACUUCCGUUACGAACUUAUUGAUGCACUAUAUCCGGUCCUUCAUACCUUGGCAACACCCAACCAGCAACUCCAACAGGACAGCAUCGUUGCUCUGAACAUCUUCACGAAGUCAUGUGGCUACGAAUCGGUCAAAGAUCUGAUCGUGGACAAUGUGGACUAUCUGACCAAUACGGUAGCUCUGAGGUUGAACGCAUUUGAUGUGAGCCCCCAAGCUCCGCAGGUCUUGUUGAUGAUGGUGCGGUUGGCCGGACCUAGCCUGCUGCCUUACUUGGAGGACACCGUCGGCAGUAUCUUUGCUGCACUCGAGGACUACCACGGAUACCCUCUUUUGGUGGAGCUUCUGUUCCAAGUCUUGGCCGUCAUCGCAGAGGAAGGAGUCAAAGCGCCUUUGCUUUCGAACUCUCGACAAAAGCAGAUCGACAUGCCCGAUAUCAACGACGAUGGAUGGAGACCAUCGGCGCUUGCAGAUCUGGCUGACUACCUCCACGAUUUGGUCGCUGAAGAAGCUGAAUGGACAGCUUCCGAACACAACAAAGUGGAGUUCCAUCCACAACGACCAUGGACCAGCAACGAUGAGGGAGGCAUAGAUGACACCUCUGAAGAGCGUGAGGAUGAGGACCAGGAGGGACAUUCCAAUGACGAGGAGCGACCUGUUGACGUUCCAGAACCCGGACCUCCCGUGCCGAAGACUUACAAUCUUCUCUUCAAGAUCUCCGAGCUCACUCAGCACUUUCUACCAUCCGCAUCAGCAUCACUACGGACAUCCUUGCUCACCCUGAUCAAGACGACGGUGCCAGCCAUUGCUCACCACGAGAACACAUUCUUACCACUGAUCAAUACUCUGUGGCCAGAGAUUGUCUCCAGGCUUAACGACGAUGAACCUCAAGUUUUGGCUUCAACCCUCGAGACGAUCGCAUUGCUGUGCGAGUAUGCAGGUGACUUCAUGCGUAGUCGCCUACUCCAAGUAUGGCCGACGUUGAUCGACAUACAUAAAUCAACGUUGAAAGAAGUACUGCAACUUGUUCAACCGAAGAAUGAUGCGCGAGGCAAAUCAGAUUCAACGGAACUGACGCCAGCUCAUGCGAACUUGCAAAAGGCCAUUACACGAUUGCGAUCCGAGUCUGUUGAUCUCACCAAUGCAGGAACAAAAGCAGUAUGGAAUGCUCUCGUGGGUGCCAUCACUUCUGCGGUGCGGCAUGCCUCGCUACCACCCGACACUUUCGACGUCGCUCUGGAGAUGAUGGAACCAUGUAUCGAAGAGCCCACAGUCCGGCAGGCAUUCGAGAAACAGAACGCCGAAGCCGUGUGGUUGAUGCUACUUCGACAUGGUGCGGUGGGUCCGCCGCCUGCAAAACUUGCUCCCAAUCCAUCAGAGGCCUGA
Zymoseptoria tritici IPO323 is the source of this 3045-nucleotide messenger RNA. RefSeq lists its product as uncharacterized. The coding region runs from base 1 to 3045 and encodes 1014 amino acids. The transcript is spliced from 2 exons. Gene Ontology annotation, cellular component: cytoplasm. The record is from RefSeq and is a predicted model, not a curated record. Gene Ontology annotation, biological process: chromatin remodeling. NCBI's taxonomy places the organism in Eukaryota, Fungi, Ascomycota, Dothideomycetes, Mycosphaerellales, Mycosphaerellaceae.